AUGAGCAAGCACUUGGUGACAGCGGCAAGGAAGUUCCUCUUUUCAAUAGGCAGGAACCCCAAGCAGAACCAGGAUCUGGCCUCUACCUCUGAGGAUGGUCUUUCUAUCACCUCGGGGGGCAAUCCAGAGAGCAGGGCCAGCCUGUAUUCCACCACCCAGGAUACAGGCAGGAGGCUCCCCAUGGUCACCACCGCCUCACCUCUCAACAUUCUCAACCACCACCCCUUUUACAGGAAUCCCCCCCAUCACCAGAAUCCAGCCGGCCCUCACAGUCAGUCAAACUACUUCAAGGACAGUGGGGGAUCCAGCUCACACCCCAGGUCACAGUCCACCUUCUCCACCUCGCCAUCGAGGAUUCCACUGGAUAACGGUGAUAAAAGGGCCUCUGGUGCGAGUGCUGAAAUGUCCAACAGACAAACAACUCUUGUCAUGCACGCGUUAGCUGCCACUUCUCACUCCACCACCCCCGUUCCAGUCACCAGCACUAUUUUAAAAGAUCCAGAACACGCUGCCAUCCUCCGCUCUGCUGCUACUACUGCAAGGGAGAAAGAUGCAGGGAGGCCAGAUCAACCUGAACUGAAGCAGAAUGUGAGGCCUGACAGCGAAGAAGAGGAGACAACCACCACCACCACCAUCACUACCACCACCAUCAUCACCACCACCAUGCAAAGUCCAAUUUCCUGCCAGCUCAACCUGACUGGGCCAGAUGGAUAUAUAGAGGCUCCACCACAGUCCAGCUCUGCUUUUCACUCCCCUAUAGACUGCAGCUACAUCAUCACUGUCUAUAUGAGCUAUGGAGUGGAAGUCCAGGUGAUGAAUGUGAAUCUAUCUGAGGGAGACAGGGUGGUGUUUGAAGAUGUGGGCCACGGGGAGAACACCAUGCUGGCCAAUGAGUCCAUUCUGAUGAGGGGGUUGGUAGUUCGAAGCCACAGCAAUCAGAUCUCUAUCCGCUUCCACAGCCAGAGGGCGCAGGUUGGAUCAGUCCUGCUCAGAUACCAAGCCUUCGUAUUGAGCUGUGUCUUCCCCCAGCGGCCUCUCUACGGUGAUGUAUCAGUGAGCAGUCUCCACUCUGGAGGGGAGGCUUUCUUCUCCUGUCUGAACGGCUACCAGCUGCAAGGCCCCAGUGUGCUGACCUGCCGCAAUGCUAGCACCCCCUACUGGAGUGGCAAGGAACCACACUGCCUAGCUGCCUGUGGUGGUUUGAUCGGGAACGUCACAGCCGGCCGGAUCGUCUCUCCUGGUUUUCCCAGCAACUACAGCAACAACCUGACCUGCCACUGGCUGCUGGAGGCCCCUGAGGGCCAGAGGCUGCACAUCCACUUUGAGAAGGUGGCGCUGGCUGAGGAUGAUGAUCGGCUGCUGAUCAAGAAUGGUAACAGCAUAGACGCAGCUGCCCUCUAUGAUUCGUAUGAGGUGGAGUAUCUACCCAAUGAAGGUCUACUCAGCAUGUCCAGGCAUCUCUUCAUUGAGCUGACUACGGACGCUACAGGCACGUCCACUGGCAUUGCCAUCAGGUACCAAGCCUUUGCAGCAGGCCACUGCUACGAACCCUUUGUGAAGUAUGGUAACCUAACUAGUAGCGACAACACAUGGGCAGUGGGAGCUGUGGUGGAGUUUGCCUGUGACCCCGGCUAUACCCUGGAACAGGGAUCAGUCACCAUUGAAUGCAUGGACCCCAACAAUCCCCAGUGGAACGAGACCGAGCCCGCCUGCAGAGCUGUGUGUAGUGGCGAGAUCACAGAUUCAGUUGGAGUGGUGCUGUCUCCUAACUGGCCUGAAGCCUACGAUAAAGGCCAGGACUGCAUCUGGGGAAUCCACGUCGAGGAGGACAAGAGGAUCAUGCUGGACAUCCAAGUGUUGAAUAUUGGGAAGAAUGACCUGAUGACCUUUUAUGAUGGAGAUGACCUUACAGCUAAAGUACUGGGUCAGUAUGGAGGAUCAAAGUCCCGAUUUAAGCUCUACACCUCCACUGCAGACGUCACCAUCCAGUUCCAGUCUGACCCUGCCACCAACGUCUACGGCUACGGCAACGGCUUCGUAGUCCACUUCUUUGAAGUAGCUCGUAAUGACACCUGCCCUGAGCUUCCAGAGAUCUCUAAUGGCUGGAAGAGCACAUCUCACCCGGAGCUGGUUCAGGGCACGGUGGUGACCUACCAGUGUUACCCAGGUUACCAGGUGGUGGGCGCAGAGCUGCUCAUGUGCCAAUGGGACCUCACCUGGAGUGGCGACAUACCAAGCUGUGAGAGAGUGGUAUCUUGCACGGACCCUGGAAAGGUGGAGCACAGCAGGCGGGUGCUGUCAGGUCCCCAUUUCACCGUGGGUUCGACCAUCCAGUACAUCUGCAACAAGGGCUUCGCUCUGUCUGGAAACAGUCUGCUAACCUGCUUCAACAGAGGAUCUUCAGGCCCCAAGUGGAACCAGAAGCUUCCUAGAUGCCUGUCUGAGACCUUCGAGCCGUGCAGUCACCCAGGAACCCCAACCUAUGGGAUCCCCAGCUCCACCCACCUUCACUUUCAGGCUGGAGAGACCCUCAACUACUCCUGCCUGACAGGCCACCAGCUGCUGGGUGAGCCUGUUCUCCACUGCGUCCCUGGACACCCAUCUCAGUGGAGUGGGUUGCCACCUGUCUGCAAAGCCCACCCAGCAGACUAUGAUGAGCGCAGAUUAGAAGUAUCUAUGGCAGACCUUAGAAUGGAGGGGGCCAAAGUGGCAUUUGCUGUCUUUAUCCCCAUCACCGUCCUCCUCAUCCUCAUCACUGGGAUCUACCUCUACUUCUCAAAGGUUCAGAGGAAGCCACUACGGCUCUCCCUGUCCUCCAGCUUACCAUAUGAAAACAUCACUGCACAGUCUACGUUUGACAAAUCUAUCUGUGAGACAACGAACAAUGAGGAAACAAGAGAAUAUGAAGUUUCAAUCUGA
Molecule: messenger RNA, 2919 nt
Organism: Chelmon rostratus (copperband butterflyfish)
Lineage: Eukaryota; Metazoa; Chordata; Actinopteri; Chaetodontiformes; Chaetodontidae
Gene: sez6b
Product: seizure related 6 homolog b
Exons: 18
Coding region: 1-2919 (972 amino acids)
Biological process (GO): synapse maturation; regulation of dendrite development
Cellular component (GO): dendritic shaft; endoplasmic reticulum; dendritic spine
Source: RefSeq, a predicted model, not a curated record